GUUCCCGCCCCUGCCGGGCAGUGCCCGCCCUCCGUGGGGGGGCUGUGAAGGCGGCUAGGGGCGAGGCCGGCCCUCUCCGCGGCUGUGUUUGUCCCGCGGGCCCCCAGACGAGGCGAGGGUGUCCUGAGAUCUAUGAAAUCUUUUAUUCAUCCUAAUUUCAAAUACCGUAAACUGGGUAUUUAGAGCAAGAUAGAGGAAAUAUGUAUUUCCACUGAGCAGAUGUCAAAACCCCUGUGAUCUUGUAAAAGGAACUGUUUUCUAUAGGAAGAUUGGUUUAACUACAACGGAUGAUGCUGAUUCAGACUUUCAAAGAACAUCUGCUGUGAUGAGAAGAACUACUGGCAGUAUUGGAAAACUGCUUAAGUAUAAGUAAUAAAUGCUUAUGGUACUCCCACUGAGUUACAACCUUUUGGUGAAGGAGAGGUGGGUAACCUGCCUACAGCAACACAAUGAGUCAUUGGCAGAAUGAGGAUUGCAACACAGGAUUUCCUGACUUCCAAAUCUGUUCUGGUUGUUCCAGAUCAGGCCGCCUCCCAAACAGAUAAAGCACCUUUGUCAAAGAGUCUGUUAUUAAUCCCAAGUGCCAUCUCGAUUCUAUUGACUCUGCUCUUCCAACAUUAUCAGAAGUUCUUUGCAUAUAACCUACAAGCUAUAAAAGAAGAUUUUCAGAUUUGGAGAAUUGUAUGUGGGAGAACAGUAUGCCUUGAUCUGAAAGACACAUUCUGCAGCAGUUUGCUCAUUUAUAAUUUUAGAAUAUUUGAAAGAAGAUAUGGCAGCCGAAAAUUUUCAUCAUUUUUACUGGGUGCCUGGGUGCUCUCAGCUUUGUUUGACCUUCUCCUUGUGGAACUUGCUCAGUAUAUAUUUGGCUUCACCAUCAACAGCUUGCCUUCUGGUUUCUUGGGUCCUGUGUUUGCUUUGUUUGUACCGUUUUACUGCUCCAUUCCAAGAGUGCAGGUGACACAAGUAUUAGGCCACUUUUCUAUCACAAACAAGACACUGGUCUAUAUACUGGGUUUACAGCUCUUAACCUCUGGUUCCUACAUCUGGAUUUUAGCCUUAAGUGGAUUGAUUUCUGGGAUUUGCUACAAUAGUAGUAUAUUAAAAGUUCAUCAAAUUCUUUGUGUACCCAGCUGGGUAGCAAAGAUAUUUUCUUGGACUCUUGAACCAAUCUUCUCAUCUGCGGAACCAACAAAUGAAAUUCGAGUGGGAAUGGGAGCAACAGUGGACAUCCAGAGACAGCAGAGGAUGGAAUUACUGGAUCGUCAAAUCAUGAUGUCUCAGGUUGCACAGAUGCGACGGCAAAGGCAGCAGCAGGGUGGGAUGAUUAACUGGAAUAGACUGUUUCCUCCUUUGCGUCAUAGACAUAAUGCAAAUUAUCAAGAUCAUCGCCCGUCUGAUCAAGAAACACCUCCACCUACUGAGGUUUCUGAAGAGCAGGUUGCGCGACUUAUGGAAAUGGGAUUUUCCAGGGGAGAUGCUCUAGAAGCUUUGAGGGCUUCAAAUAAUGACUUAAAUGUAGCCACUAAUUUUCUACUGCAACACUGAUGGUUUUCUGUACGGAGGAACUUUACUUGAUGGGUUUGUGUAGGUCUGAAAGAGAAUCAAAGCCACCUGCUGGACAGAGUCGCAAAGGUUGGCCCUGCAAACGGUGUCAGAAAGAAGAAUCUGUCUCCACGUGAGUGAUGAUUCAAAGCAAUGUUAACGAAUGACGUGAGCUGUUCCCAAGCCUUCAAAUCAAUUGGUGGUUUCUAUUCUGGUUAUCCAUUUGAAAAUAACUUUAAUUUCUACUUACGACUGGAUAUCAUCUAAAUUUGUUUUAAAAAUAAAAUAAGGGUUUUUUUUCUUGUGAAUCAUUGUUAGACAUGUUAUCAGACUUAACGACUAGGAAAAGAAGCUCCAACAACUACAAACAGCUGCAUUUAUCUAUCAAGAAAAAUCAUAUUUUCUUCGUUUACCAGUUUAAUUCCUCCAGCUUACAUUUUAUUUUACAGUACUUGAUUUUUGGUUACAGUAAUAAGAUGUUUGAAGAUCACUUCAUUUUCAACCCAGUAGAGGGUUAUGGGAAUAUCAUGUCAUUUUUCAGAAAGUUUUAUUAAUGCCUGUAAUACUUUAUUUCUUGAAUUCCUUUUUAAAUAAAAGUUGUCAUUCAGCACAUAAUACAUACAUAGGAUAAGAGAAAUUUUAUAUACAUAUUGCAAGCUACGGUAAGUGACCACUGUAAAUUUAAAUUUUACAAACAGAGUAAAUGGCUAUCCAGAUACGGGGCAUGAAGGUAUUCACUGGAAGCAAUAAAGAUGAAUUGAAUGGUACAAUAAGAUCAGAACUGAGAUCAUUUGAAUGACUUCCAUGUCUGAUUCAGACAGAUUUCCAUGACAUAAUGUAUGUAUGCUCAGUGUCCUAUGUGCUGCUUUCAUUUUUUGACCUGGCUACAUACUGUCUUAAAGAAAAACAGAAAAAGCUAACUUUUCUAUAUAGUUCUAGUUUUCUACUGUCAAAGAUGUGGAUGACCCUGCAUUUGCUGAAUCCUCACUGUUGGAAACAAGGCUAACUGUUGAUCACAGACUGGAAUAUUAAACUUAAAAGAAUUUGGUUCAGACUAACACAAGAGUUGACAGGACACCAGUGCCAAGGUAGUUUGAUACGGAUUUUGAAGCUUAGAAUGAUAAAUGGGCUUACUUGGCUUAACUCUCAGAAGUGCUUAGUUAUCAGCACCUUAGGACUUUUGGGAGGUGGGGUGGAAAGAGGGCCACAUCUCUGAAAAAUGAAGCUGAAGUAAUGUGAAAUUCCAGACUGCAGCUCAAUGGUGAAAUGGAUCUAUACGUGUACCUUUAGCAUUUUAUGUAAGUUUGAGUAUAUGUACUUUUGUUUGUAUAGGGUGUUAUAUGUGUCUAUAUACAUACACACAUAUUUAAUGCACACAUACAUUUAGAAUAAGUUGUCAGAAGCAUAAUAAAGGCAAUAGCAGGUUUGCUGUUGAAAAGGGUGAAAAGGGAAGGUGGUGAAAGAAUACAGGAGGAGAGAAGAAUAUUUUGAAAAUCCAAAUUACCACGUGUUUACCAAAGUACAUACUUGUGCAGUCUGUGGUCUGGAAAAUGAACCAGGAAAUUACAGGACAAAACUUAUUGGGGGAUAGAGAGAGACCUUUUUUCUUUUUCUUUUUUUUUUUUUUUUUUUUUUUUGAUUGGCUGAUAAAACUAGAAAAAGUCUUUCUAGCAUACAAGUCCUCUCCCAGAAAUGGCAUCAGAUAUGUUCAUCUUUAGGCACAUUGGCAUCCUUUGGUAAUGAAGUCAAUGUACUGUGUUUAUGUUUUAAUAUUUCCCAGUGAGUGUAUUAAGAAAUCUUGGCAUGAGUAUGUGUUUGCCUGGGCUUUGAUGAGCCUGCUUCAGGGUUUGACCUGCUGCUAUGACAAUGUUUUUAGGCAAGGUCUGCUUUUUAAGUGAAAGAUUUUGUUUCUGUGAAGCUGAGUAGCACUUCUUCUGUGUAGGUUAGAGGCAUUUCUCUAGCUGGAUGACUCUGGAAACUGGUUGUCAUACAACGGGAAUGACUAAUUAAGAAUCUAAAAAAAUAUAGACAAUAAUUUGUAUAUGCAAACUAGUUAAAUGUUUUGAAACAGUUAUACAUUUUACUUUUGAAACAUGCAGACUCUUCCUCCACAACUCCUUUAUAGUAAGUAGCAAUAAAGGGUAGUGAAUUAC
Dromaius novaehollandiae (emu) is the source of this 3695-nucleotide messenger RNA. It is a transcript of the gene UBAC2, whose product is annotated as UBA domain containing 2. The transcript is spliced from 12 exons. Gene Ontology annotation, molecular function: protein binding; serine-type endopeptidase activity. The record is from RefSeq and is a predicted model, not a curated record. The coding region runs from base 466 to 1545 and encodes 359 amino acids. NCBI's taxonomy places the organism in Eukaryota, Metazoa, Chordata, Aves, Casuariiformes, Dromaiidae.